AUGCGUGAACCCAAUUUUAGCCAUCCGGCACAAAACAGAGCAGCAAUCGUCAUCACAUCUGCUUUAUACGAUCGAAGAGCUCUCGAUUGUACCGCUACAUUACCGCUCGUCAAUUCGCUUACUCACCUUGCGUACAUGACAUCCACAUCACCCCGUAUACGAGAAAUCUUGGCUGCUGAUGGCGGCCUGGAGCGACUUGUUAAGAUUCUCGCCACCUGUCAGCACACAGACCGCCAUUCGUUGUGGAAAUGGUCCCUCGCAUUCCAGUGCAUGGUUAAUGUGGGAGUGCGUGGUACCGAAGAGAUACGGAGCCGUGUGGUCGAAACGGGAGCAGUCCAUGUUCCGACACAAUCUCGGUCGACACCUACACCUAUCACUCCUUCACGGAGAUUUUUCGGUCCUUUAUCAUCGACAACGAACACUACCACAGCAACCACCACCACGACUACACCUACACCUACAAAUGCUACUAAUACUGCUUCUACGCUUGAACACCAUCAUCACCAGCAACUACAGCAACAGCAAUCCAUGUCGUCAAGCGACAGCAGUCUGUUCUCAGCGCCCAAGAGACGCACGUUUCUCACGCGCACUCCUAAAGCCAAAGCAAAACCUGUCGAUCCAUCACUAUCCUCAAUACCACUGCUGAACAGCCUAUCAUCCGAGGCGAUUCUCCAUCGCGAAGAGGACGUGCUGCUGUCGUUGCAGCUACUCGCUUACCUGUCCAAAUACCCACACAUCCGUGAAUCUUUCCACAAGAACCACCGCCGCAAUGUUUUCUCUGUCGUCGAGAAAUUCACGCACCGGCUCCAUCCUGCCACCAUCAUCUAUUGGGCAGGAGUCAUCAUGCGUAAUGCGUGCAGGAAGGACGAGCAGCGAGGUGGGAUACGGCAAUGUGCAUACAUGCAUUGCGGCAAAUGGGAACGAUAUCCGCGCGAGUUCGCUAAAUGUCGUCGAUGCCGCAAAGCAAAGUAUUGUUCCAAAACAUGCCAAUCCAAGGCAUGGGCUGAAGGCCAUCGAUGGUGGUGCGUUGAACGCCAUCACGCCACACACCCGCCCGCCACAACGACAUCCAGUACCACUGCCGCUGCCGCUGCUGCCGUGGUGGCCGGUGCACCGCAACCCACUCCUCAAACAGAUCAGGUCAUGCCGCUUGCUGCCCAUGGCACGACACCGGAGGUCAUGCCGAUUCCCAUUGACGAGCGUCAGAGCGACAUUUCACAAACUGAUGAAGGAGGGGGAGGCUCGUCUACGGAGGUAGAGGCUGAUGUAGCAGAUAGCAACGGCAUUAAUAUGCGUGAUUUGAUGGAGAUUGAUUAG
This is a messenger RNA of Zychaea mexicana, 1317 nucleotides long. RefSeq lists its product as uncharacterized. Gene Ontology annotation, cellular component: MUB1-RAD6-UBR2 ubiquitin ligase complex. Bases 1 to 1317 code for a protein of 438 amino acids. The transcript is spliced from 4 exons. Lineage: Eukaryota; Fungi; Mucoromycota; Mucoromycetes; Mucorales; Lichtheimiaceae. Gene Ontology annotation, biological process: establishment or maintenance of cell polarity; ubiquitin-dependent protein catabolic process. The record is from RefSeq and is a predicted model, not a curated record.